This is a messenger RNA of Naegleria lovaniensis, 2580 nucleotides long. RefSeq lists its product as uncharacterized. The coding region runs from base 1 to 2580 and encodes 859 amino acids. The record is from RefSeq and is a predicted model, not a curated record. NCBI's taxonomy places the organism in Eukaryota, Heterolobosea, Eutetramitea, Acrasida, Naegleriidae. Gene Ontology annotation, molecular function: protein binding. Gene Ontology annotation, cellular component: nuclear pore. Gene Ontology annotation, biological process: nucleocytoplasmic transport. The transcript has a single exon.
AUGAGCACACCAACGGCAAACCCCAAAAAGCCUCCUCGAGGUCACUCGCAGGCUCCUUCUCCUUUCUUCUUGAAACAACAACAAGCCAACACUCACCCUUCGGAUACAACAUCUCCGAAUACAUAUUCUCCUUUUCAAAAACAACAACAAUCACCUCAUACUUCAUUUCUCUCUGGUAGUAGAAUCACUUCUCCAAUCCAUCAUCCAAUGACUACCAAUACCACCACCUCAUUCGACCAACAUUCCUUUCAAGAAGAACAACCUUCAUCCUUUCAAGAACAACAACAACCAUUCAACAUGUCUCUAUUUCAACAAUAUUCUCAACAACAAGAACAUUACAAUGAUUCAAAUAUUUUUCUUAAUCACGAACAACAUGUCAUUAUUCCACUCUCCACAUGUUCCUUUUCAACACCUCUCUUUUCUUCAAUCGGAGAAUCAACACCAAUUUCUCCCUCUCGUUCUCGAUUAUCAUCAAAAUUAGGAGGUGAAUUAACUGUUGGUGAAAUUGAAGGAGAAGUGAUUCACAUCUCAUCACCUCAUGAUCAAUUAAUCUCUUAUUAUUGCAAUCGAGGAGGAGUCAUUUAUCCAAAUAUUAUCAUUCCACAUUUAUUAUAUGGGGAAGAGAGUGGUUAUAGUACUCAACAAUAUGAAGAUUCAAUGAUGCAUGAUCAUGGAACCAACAACAAUAACAAUUCGUCAUUUCUUUCUCAUUUCAUACAUACAAGUAUACCACUGGUUUCUUCUCAUAUUUAUGAAUAUUUACAGAAAUUAACUCGAUACAUUCCAUAUUUGCAAGCCAUGGUUUCUAUGAAAGUACCUUCUUACAUGUUGUUGUUGAAGAGAAGAAAUUCAUUACCUCCUCAUUCCAACAACACUAGUGCCAUGACUAGUCCAACCACUACUACUACGACUGCAACAAAUAAUGUUACUACUACUGCUACUACUACUACUACUACGAGUAGUAGUACCAUGAACACCACCACAACAACACCAACACCCAUGAAUGAUGAUGGAGUCCAAUGUAUGGAUUUUCAUCCAUUUUUAAUGACUAUGGCCAUUCUCUUACAUGAUGAUCAUAUCUAUUUCUACAAUAUAUUGAAUGAAGAAUGGAGUGAACAAGUAUUGAGACAUGAAUUUCAAUUCAAUGUUUCAAUGAUUAAAUACAAACCAACCAAACAAAAUGAAAGUGUAUUAGCAGUAGCAUGUGAACAUGGUAUUUUAAUAUGGGAUAUUCAUCGAAGAUUACCAGGUAUGAGUCAUUCGACCACCAUGUCUGCUGCGAGUAGUAGUACUACUACUACGAUGAACUCUGAACGAAUGAAAGAUGUGAGUCGAAAUGGAGUGUGUGUCUUUUUACCAUCCUCCACUCGAGUGAAUGGUAUUUCAUGGGGUGUUCAUUCUCAACAACAAUAUCUUUUAGCUUCAAGUAGUCUAUUGGAUCAUCGAGUAUUUAUUUGGUCAUGUCAUGAAUCGACGAAUCAAGAUUGGAAAUUAUUGAAAACAUUAACCAAAUUCAAUGGAGGUGUUCGACAUGUAGAAUUCUCACCAGAUUCAAAAUAUUUAUUUGUUUCACAUAUUACUAAUGUAUUUAGAGUGUAUGAAACUAGAAAUUUUGAUUUUUGUGAAAAGUGGUCAUGUUUUGAUCAACCUGUAAAAUCAAUGGCAUGGCAUGGAUCUGAAUAUUUAUUUAUUGUUACUGAAGAUUCGGAUUGUAUUCAUGUAUUGAGAGAUGAAACGAGUUAUUUAAUGAAUCGUACUGAAAGUACUAUGUGGAGUACAAGUAGUGGUGGUGGUAAUGGUCAUCAUCAUACUAUGGGAGGUACAAGUAGUGGUGGUGGUGGUAGUAAUGGUCAUACUAUGGGAGGUACAAGUAGUAGUGGUAAUGGUAGUAGUCAUCCUACCAAUGAUGAAUUUCAUUUUGAAUAUCAAUGUAAAAUUCCACUCGCUCUCUAUUCUCCAUUCAAGACUCAUUCAAGUCUCUCUCAUAUGAAAUGUUGUGGUAAAAUUAGACAAAUUCAAGUACAUGGUGAACGAUUAAUUGUAUCUUUUGAACAAACACCACUAUUGGCAGUCAUUCAAAUUGAUUGUUCAUCUACAAGACAUUUCAUAUGUAGACCUAUGGGAUACAUUCGAGGACCAACACCAAAAUUAUUACGUGAUGUGAAAAAGAAAUCUACAACAAGACUCACUCUUCGAACACCAGAUGAAUCUACUCAACCUAUCAUGCACGAGGAUGACGAGAAUUCUAAUACAUCUUCAUCAGAUAUAUUUUCUCAAGUGAUUGAAGAAUCCAAUUCUAAUGGAUAUCAUUUACAAUUUUGGAAUAACUUUGAAAAGGGAAGUUUAUUAUCGGUGUGUUGGAAAGGAAUGGACAAGGACAAGAUUUCCCUCUAUCCAUUCUAUUAUCAUGUUGUAAAACCUCAAUGGAAUACCUUGUACGAUGAAAAUAAUCAAUUCUAUAGAAGUAGAUUGAAUAAGAAUAUUGAAAGACAACAACUCGAUCAUGAUGACGAGGAGGAUGACACGGAUGAACCCGUAGUAGGCAUUUCUCACACUCCUUUCAAGUUAUUUGAUGAUUAA